CCUCUUAUAUCUCACUCUGGUCUCCAACUCCAGCCCCUGGUAACCUUUCUACUUCUCCAAUCUAUUGCUCAAGUUAAUACUACAAGUUGAACUUGUGGACAUGCUGGUUAGGUAAGUUGGUCAAGGCAAUGUGUUCGCCUCAGAUUUGAUGGAUGCCGACAGUGAUUGGAGGACCCAGUUUCUCCCAAGUUCACGGCAAAGAAUUGUCGUCAAGAUAAUGGAUGAAAUAAAGAGGUAUCCUCCCUUCUCCGGGGACGGAUUAGAUGAAAUCAGGAGAACUGCCGCAAAGAUAGAGGAAAAAAUUUAUGAUGUUGCCUUAAGCCAGACGGAAUAUCUACGGACAAUUUCUCUAAAGAUGAUCAUGAUUGCGUCGAGGUCUGAGUCUCUUGGCCGAAUGCGACCAUCAAACCUGAAACGACGUCGCAUCCUUGCUAGAGAUUUGUAACAAGUUUUUUGACUUGGUCUUAUAUAAAAUGUAUCUAUCAAAUAAACAAUCACAGAAACUCAGCAGAAAAAUGAAGUAACAAGAAGCAGUUCCUAGGCUAGUUGCAAAAUUCCUGAUUUAAUUGUCUGUAAUUACUCUAUACUUUAUGCGUUUGGUCAUCUUCUUGAUGUUAUAAUUUUGUCAGUUUG
Prunus dulcis (almond) is the source of this 633-nucleotide messenger RNA. RefSeq names its product mediator of RNA polymerase II transcription subunit 15a-like. Gene Ontology annotation, molecular function: transcription coregulator activity. Gene Ontology annotation, biological process: regulation of DNA-templated transcription. The record is from RefSeq and is a predicted model, not a curated record. Bases 149 to 445 code for a protein of 98 amino acids. The transcript is spliced from 4 exons. Lineage: Eukaryota; Viridiplantae; Streptophyta; Magnoliopsida; Rosales; Rosaceae.